Cylicocyclus nassatus is the source of this 1488-nucleotide messenger RNA. The record is from the annotation of a GenBank genome assembly. Lineage: Eukaryota; Metazoa; Nematoda; Chromadorea; Rhabditida; Strongylidae.
AUGCCAUCACUAUCAAUACACCUGCUUUCGCUUGCGCUAUGUCUUUCCUCGGGAUUCCAACAAGGCUAUAUAGCCUCUGUUCUUAACCAACCCUAUCUUCAAAUCGAAAACUUCAUCAAUGCGUCGUGGAUUGAGAGAACGGAUAAACCACUGCAAAGGGAUAUGCUGAACGUGCUGUGGUCCCUGCUGAACGUUUGCUUCCCGAUAGCUACGAUUUUUGGCCAGUUUCUGGCUGCAUUCUUAUGCAAAGCCAUAGGAAGAAAAGGAACUGCACUUUUGGCCAGCUCCCUCUAUAUUCCUGGGGUGAUGCUAUGCGCGGCUACAAAGUAUCUGCAUCCGUACUUUGAACUCAUCUAUCUUGGCCGGAUCCUUUGGUCUCUCGCCAACGGGAUAAACAGUGUUAAUGCAACUGUUUGGAUCGUUGAAUGUGCACCGCCUCAGAUUCGGGGAAGAAUGGCUGCGAUGCAAGAAUUUUUCAUGGCAGCAGGUGCUCUCAUAACACAAGCGCUUGGAGUUCCUUUCUCAACUGAUGAGCUUUGGCCGUAUGUCUUCUUGCCAAACGUUCUUUUCGUGUCAUUUUCAAUGAUGAUGUUCGCCUUUGUAUACGAGUCUCCCCAGUUCAUCAUGGAAAAGCAAGGAAAUAAGGAAAAGGCCCGAGCAUCUCUCGCUGCCUACCACGGGGUUGCCGUCGAUGACGCUUCGAUCGAGGCAGAACUCAAAAUUUGUGAAGCUGGCCUGAGUAAGAAGAAUGCAAAGACGAAGGGGGAAGACUGUCCCAUAAAAACGGAGCACGAUUCGAUCACCGUGAUUUUUAUGCCCUGGAAGGCAAGUGAUGCGACUUCGCGAGUUAUACGACAAGCGGCUUGGCUUGGAGUGAUGGUGAAGAUUGCUUAUGUGUUUACUGGUGCGCGAUGUUUACGAGCGUUCAGCACGUAUGUUCUCUACGGUUUGGGUGGAUGGAGUUUCCAAGGCGCUCUCUACGGAUCAUUCAUCACAAGUCUUCUCAGGCUUCCCUUUACCCUCAUUCCGGUAUUUCUCGUGGAUCGGCUAGGCCGACGACCCUUGAUGAUCUCAUCAACGGCUGUGUCGAUUCUUUCACUGCUUACAAUGAUAGUUGCUAUCAACCUUGGCCCUAACUUUAAGGUAGCUAGUCUCAUCGGCCUUUCCGUGCUGUUGCUAAUCACCGCCUGUGGAAUCGGCUCAGUGUCGAGAUUCUAUGCUGCCGAAUUGGUGCCAAGAAACCUUCUUAUAUCUUCUGUUUCGAUUCUAACUAUUUUUGAAGCACUGACGAAAAUCGGCGUGGAAUUUGCUUGGUACCCCAUCGCCAAUAUUAUUGGCGCUCAAUCACUUCUUAUGUUUCUGAUUCCUUCUGCAGUUUUCCUCGCUCUGAUGUGGGCAUUCUGUCCGGAGACAAGCAGGAAAACAGUCAAUGAGGUUCUCAACGAAGUCGCCAUUAGAAAGAAUCUAAAAGUCUCCUUUCCAUUGUGA